UUCACUAAACACACACACACACACACACACACUUCCCUUCUUUCUCUCUCCAGAAAUCAACAAAAAAAACCUCUUUCUCUAACUCUACAAUACAAUCACACACAUCUCCUAGAGAGAGAGAGAGAGUGAGAGCGAGAGAGGUGUUUUUUAGUUUUCGGGUUUUAUAUAUUUGUGUUUUGUUUUGUUUGCUUAUGGUCUCACUUGACAGCUCACAGUCUACAUUAUUCUUCUUCUUCUUCUCAUUAUUAUUCACCAGAUCAAAUCUAAGGUUGUUUGAGCUGGAUGGAUGACACUCAAUAAAGGAGCCAACUAUUGUUAUAGAUUUGACCUGUUCAGCUUAAAACUUUGAUGUCUGCUGCUAUACGGCGUAAUCAACCAGAUAACCAUAUGUUACAAGCAAAGCAUUCUGGAGCUUGGUCUAUCAGAUGAUUUAUAGCUGCUAUAUUAUGCUUGAUCAGUUCUGUCAUGGCCAUCUAUCCAAUGAGAUGUCUACGGCCCUGGCUUCUUUACAUUCUACUGCUAUAUAUUCUCAUAAACAAAAGUGGAGCUAUCAGUCCUGAUGGUGAAGCACUUUGGAGCUUCAGGAAUGCAAUUGUCAGCUCAGAUGGUAUUCUUCCUUUGUGGAGGCCAGAGGAUGCUGAUCCAUGUAAUUGGAGGGGAGUGACAUGUGAUCUGAAAACCAAGAGAGUAAUAUAUUUGAGUCUGAAGAACCAUAAAUUAAGUGGACCCAUAUCACCUGACCUUGGGAAGUUAGCGCACUUGAAAAUUCUAGCUCUAUACAACAACAGCUUCUAUGGAACAAUUCCUUCAGAGUUGGGAAAUUGCACAGAGUUGCAGGGAAUAUUCUUGCAAGGCAACUACUUAAGUGGACCAAUUCCAAGCGAAAUGGGAAACCUAACUGCACUUCAAAAUCUGGAUAUCUCAAGUAACUCUCUCAGCGGUUCAAUCCCUGCAUCUCUUGGAAGGUUAAAUAAACUCAUAACUUUCAAUGUGUCGAACAAUUUUCUGGUCGGGCCGAUACCAUCUGAUGGUGUGCUCAUCAACUUUGCAGAUAACUCGUUCACUGGAAAUCGUGAUUUGUGUGGAAAGCAGAUUGAAAGAACUUGCAAAGAUGACAGUGGAGGGCCCAGAACUGAUGGGCAGUCUCCUUCAGGCCAAAAUCAAGGAGGAAAGAAAAAAUAUUCUGGUGGAUUGCUUAUAAGCACUUCAGCAACCAUUGGUGCACUGCUUCUUGUGGCACUAAUGUGUUUUUGGGGAUGCUUUCUAUAUAAGAAGUUUGGUAAAAAUGGAAGUAACAGUAUUGCAAUGGAUGUUAGUGGAGGUGCAUCGAUCAUAAUGUUUCAUGGGGACUUGCCAUACUCUUCAAAAGACAUCAUAAAAAAAUUAGAGACUUUGACUGAGGAACAUGUCAUAGGCUCUGGAGGUUUUGGAACUGUGUACAAGCUUGAAAUGGAUGAUGGCAGUAUAUUUGCCUUGAAGAGAAUUGUAAAGAUGGAUGAGGGUUUUAAUCGUUUCUUUGAGAGGGAGCUUGAAAUUCUUGGAAGCAUAAAACACCGCUACCUUGUUAAUUUACGAGGUUAUUGCAAUUCUCCCACGUCAAAAUUGUUGAUAUAUGAUUUCCUAUCUGGUGGCAGCCUUGACGAAGCACUCCAUGAAAGAUCUGAGCAACUGGAUUGGGAUGCACGGCUGACCGUUAUUUUGGGGGCCGCAAAAGGACUGGCCUACUUGCAUCAUGAUUGUUCCCCUAGGAUCAUCCACCGUGACAUAAAGUCAAGCAACAUUUUGCUUGAUGGCAACUUGGAGGCUCGAGUGACUGAUUUUGGACUUGCCAAAUUGUUAGGUGAUGAAGAAUCACAUAUUACUACAAUUGUUGCUGGAACAUUUGGUUAUCUAGCUCCUGAAUACAUGCAAAGUGGCAGGGCAACUGAAAAGACUGAUGUUUAUAGUUUUGGGGUCCUGGUGCUUGAAGUGUUAAGUGGAAAGCGGCCAACAGAUGCAUCAUACAUCGAGAAGGGCCUGAAUAUUGUUGGUUGGUUAAAUUUUUUAAUCACGGAGAAUAGACCACGAGAAAUUGUUGAUCCUAACUGUGAGGGGGUGCAGGUAGAAAGCCUUGAUGCCCUGCUUUCAGUUGCCACCCAAUGUGUUUCUUCGAGCCCAGAGGAUAGACCCACCAUGCACAGGGUGGUUCAAGUACUUGAAUCUGAGGUCAUGACCCCAUGCCCAAGUGACUUUUAUGAUUCCAACUCUGAUUGAAACCCUUUUAGUGACAGUGAAGACAUGUUUGAGUUCACAUCCAUUACUGGAGCUUCUGGGAAAAAUAAAGAAGUAAUGCACAAGCAUGAAGAGGGCUUAGAAUCUGCGGCGGUUUUGUAUCUUCAUUUUAUUCGUUCAUUUUUUCUGCAGAAGUAUCACAACUCACUAAUAGAGGAACACACGAUUUCAUCUGGUUCUCUUGGUACCAAAUUGAUUACUCAUCGGCUGGAAUUUUCAUGUCCUCAUCUUGCAUGGGUGUGCAAAAAGACUUGUCUCUAUGACAAUGGAGUAUCGACUUGUGGUAUGGGCCAGUUAUUCAUCAGAAGUUGUAUUUCUUUUUUUUGGCCCUCUCCUUUUCCCUUCUCAUGUUGUAGUCCCCAUCUAGCAUUUGUUCACCCAAAUUUCAAGUGUAUAUGAAAUUUGUAUAAAAUUGAGAACAUCAUCUUGCUUUUGCAAAAAGGAUUCAUGUUUUCACCAUUUUUGUAAAAUAUGUUUCAUUGCAAUAAUAAUCAAUCAGUUCCUCGAGUGAA
Populus nigra (black poplar) is the source of this 2783-nucleotide messenger RNA. Its product is annotated as LRR receptor-like serine/threonine-protein kinase FEI 1. Lineage: Eukaryota; Viridiplantae; Streptophyta; Magnoliopsida; Malpighiales; Salicaceae. The record is from RefSeq and is a predicted model, not a curated record. Gene Ontology annotation, molecular function: ATP binding; protein binding; protein kinase activity. The transcript is spliced from 15 exons. Gene Ontology annotation, biological process: protein phosphorylation. The coding region runs from base 466 to 2253 and encodes 595 amino acids.